CAAAAUAUUUUAUGGCUUUAUUACUAUUUCUGACGUAAUAGUAUAAAAAGCAUGUUUUAUAAAUCAGCAUGUCUUUACUUUCAGAACUGUAGGUCACAUGUCAUUCAAGAAAAUAAUAAUAUAUAAAUGAGAAGGCAGCCGUUAUAAUCUGUGUAACAAUUCGUUUACACAUACAUCUUUUUUAGCGGAUGCAUAUCGAUAUACGAGCCAUGGAAAGACGUUAUGCCUGUCAGAUUUGUGCUAUAUCAUUUCCUAAGAAACGUAAUUUAAAACAACAUAUUAUGCUUGCACAUGCAGAUGAGAAACUUCAUGUAUGUGACGUAUGCGGCAGGUCGUUUACGGAAAAGUCAUAUUUACGAAAACAUUUGCUUAUUCAUACAGGAAAGAAACCUUAUGGAUGUAAGAUCUGUAAUACGUUUUUCACACGAAAAGACUAUUUGGUGUCUCAUGCACGUACUCACUCAGGAGAGAAACCAUAUUCAUGUGAUACAUGUCACAAAACAUUUGCCUUAAAGUGGAAUUUAGAAAGACAUAUCUAUGUCCAUACAGGAGAAAAGCCCUAUGUGUGUGCUGUGUGCAAUAAGUCAUUUACACAAACCUCUCUGUUGCAAUUACAUUUGCGUAUUCACACAGGAGAAAAACCUUAUGCAUGUGAGGUCUGUGGCAAGUCAUUUACACAGAAACAUGUUUUAAAGACACACAUGUAUGUUCAUUCAGGGGAGAAACCAUUUUCAUGUGAUGUGUGUAAAAAGACAUUUGUACGUAAACAGACUCUAGCAGAACAUGUACUUAUCCAUAAACGGGGAAAAUAUAUAUGUGAUAUAUGUGAUGAGUCAUUCAUCCAAAAGCAUGAAUUUAAGCAGCAUUUACGUAUUCACACAGAAAACACAUCGUAUAUAUGUUUUAUAUGCAGUAAGUCAUUUGCUCGAAAGCAGAAUUUCAUGGAGCACAUGCUUAACCAUAAAGAGGAAAAGCACACGUGCGAUGUAUGUAAUAUAUCAUUCAAAAAGAAGAAUGAUUUAUUGGAACAUUUGCGUGUUUCCACAGGAGAGGAAUUUCACAGAGGUGAUUUAUAAAACACAUUAUAUGUAUAAAAUGAUUUAUUAUAUUUAGACUUGAAGGAGAGAAUUUGUUUAUUCAAAUACAACAAGAUAUAUGAGGGCUAUGAGUUUGCAAGAUUUGAUGGCUCUAGUGUAGAACUGGGGGCCCCUUUGAUUAGUGACAAAUUUUGGCGAUGAAACCCCAUUUCUACUUACCAUGAUAGUUUUAACUUUGUUUUAGCUUCCUGAUUUUUUUUAAAUGAAAAUAGAUCGCCGUGUACAUGGAAAAGGAUGCUCUGAAGGUCAAAAAUUUUCAUUUGAAGGUUGCAAGGCACCUCGUUUACUUCAAUCUUGUGGGGUUUAACAAUGAAAGUUUUGUUUUUAGGCAGUUAAGAUCCUGAAAUCUGUCCUGGAACUCUUUCUUGAUAUCAGUAAUUAUUUCAUGAAACAUAUUAAUAUUUAUGUCAUUUUCUUCUUUCAGAUGCUAAAAAAAUGGGAAGUGUGCCAUAUCAUUUGCCUUCAGUGCAAUUUGCGUUACAUAAAGUUUUUUGAAAAAGCCAUAAAGCUGGGAUAUAUUUUGUUUUCUGCCUUGUAGUUUCAAGUUUAAAGCAUUUAGAUGGAAUGUUGAAGCUUUCAGAAAAUCAAGAUUAGUUAAAAACUGGAUUUCUUUCAAUUUGUCUUGAUACUCAUGCCUGUGUAAGCUUUCUUUUUAGAGGAAAGCAAGAAUUCCAUUCCUCAACCCAAAAACCUGUUGCAGACAAUUUCCAGCACUGAGCCAGUGCACUUAACAGUACAAUGAAAUGUCAUCAUGCUCAGCAUCCACAUUGUCCACAAAUGCAAAUAAAUGCUGUGUCUCCAA
Messenger RNA from Stegodyphus dumicola, 1899 nucleotides. RefSeq names its product gastrula zinc finger protein XlCGF8.2DB-like. Lineage: Eukaryota; Metazoa; Arthropoda; Arachnida; Araneae; Eresidae. The record is from RefSeq and is a predicted model, not a curated record.